AUGGCCAUGGUUGAUGAACCAUUGUACCCCAUCGCCGUCCUCAUAGACGAGCUGAAGAAUGAUGACAUCCAGUUACGACUGAAUUCAAUCCGUAGAUUGUCAACAAUUGCACGUGCUCUUGGCGAGGAGCGAACCCGUAAGGAGUUGAUUCCUUUCCUGAGUGAAAACAAUGAUGAUGACGACGAGGUCCUCCUUGCAAUGGCUGAAGAGCUGGGAGUGUUUAUUCCUUAUGUUGGUGGAGUGGAGCAUGCCCAUGUCUUACUGCCACCUUUGGAGACACUAUGCACUGUUGAGGAGACAUGUGUCAGAGACAAAGCUGUGGAGUCGUUGUGUAGGAUUGGAUCUCAAAUGAGGGAAAGUGAUUUGGUUGAUUGGUUCAUUCCUCUUGUCAAGAGAUUGGCAGCUGGAGAAUGGUUUACUGCUCGUGUUUCGUCUUGUGGGCUAUUUCAUAUUGCUUAUCCUAGUGCACCUGAUACGGUAAAGGCUGAAUUACGUUCAAUAUAUAGUCAGCUCUGUCAAGAUGACAUGCCAAUGGUCAGAAGGGCGGCUGCAACCAAUCUAGGAAAAUUUGCUGCAACUGUUGAAGCAGCACAUUUGAAGACUGACAUCAUGUCAAUGUUUGAGGAUCUUACCCAAGAUGAUCAAGAUUCUGUUCGUUUGUUGGCCGUUGAGAGCUGUGCUGCUCUUGGCAAACUGUUGGAGCCCCAGGAUUGUAUUGCACAUGUUCUCCCUGUUAUUGUGAAUUUUUCACAGGAUAAAUCUUGGCGUGUUCGCUACAUGGUUGCAAAUCAAUUGUAUGAACUUUGUGAAGCUGUGGGGCCUGAGCCUACCAAGACGGACUUGGUACCGGCAUAUGUUCGGUUACUCCGUGAUAAUGAGGCGGAAGUGCGUAUAGCUGCUGCUGGCAAAGUAACCAAGUUCUGUCGCAUCUUGAACCCUGAACUCGCAGUUCAGCACAUUCUUCCUUGUGUGAAGGAACUGUCCUCAGAUUCUUCCCAGCAUGUCCGUUCUGCUUUGGCUUCAGUGAUAAUGGGAAUGGCCCCUGUGUUGGGGAAGGAUGCCACAAUAGAGCAGCUUCUUCCGAUUUUUCUUUCCCUUUUGAAAGAUGAAUUUCCCGAUGUGCGACUCAACAUUAUAAGCAAGCUUGAUCAAGUGAAUCAGGUUAUUGGAAUUGAUCUUCUGUCCCAGUCUCUAUUACCAGCAAUUGUUGAGCUUGCCGAGGAUAGACACUGGAGGGUUAGGCUCGCAAUAAUAGAGUACAUACCUCUACUGGCAAGCCAGCUGGGUGUUGGUUUCUUUGAUGAUAAGCUUGGGAGUCUUUGCAUGCAGUGGUUGCAGGACAAGGUUUAUUCAAUUCGUGAUGCUGCUGCUAAUAAUUUGAAGCGCCUUGCUGAAGAAUUUGGUCCUGAGUGGGCAAUGCAGCACAUAAUCCCACAGGUCCUGGAAAUGUUCAACAACCCGCACUACUUGUACAGGAUGACCAUUCUUCGGGCCACCUCUCUUCUUGCUCCUGUGAUGGGAGCAGAGAUUACAUGUUCGAAACUACUGCCUCCCGUUGUCAAUGCAGCCAAGGACAGGGUACCCAACAUCAAGUUUAAUGUGGCAAAAGUGCUGCAAUCCCUCAUUCCAAUAGUUGAUCAGUCUGUGGUGGAGAAGUCGAUUCGUCCUGCUUUGGUGGAGCUGAGUGAGGAUCCAGAUGUAGACGUACGUUUCUUUGCGAAUGAGGCACUUCAUGCUAUCGACAACGCCAUGGUCUCAGGCUAG
Linum trigynum is the source of this 1764-nucleotide messenger RNA. The record is from the annotation of a GenBank genome assembly. NCBI's taxonomy places the organism in Eukaryota, Viridiplantae, Streptophyta, Magnoliopsida, Malpighiales, Linaceae.